AGAUUGCUCAAGAGCCUGAUCUCAUAUAGUUGAUUGGGGGGGGAAAUCGUAGCCAGUUUCCACUGGGAUAUAAACACUCGCCUGAAAUUGACACGCGUCCAUCAGCCGCGGAUCUAACGAGCUCAGCCUGCGCGCUUUCGUGGUUCGUGGCGUGGGAUAUAUACAUGUAUAUGUGUAACAAAAUACUCAAAAGAGAUACAAUCAAGAUGUGUGAUUUCUUGAGGGAUCAGGAAGCCCCUGUCGUUUUGGAAUCACGAGGCAUGCUUAAGCGCCAAUCAGCAUUUGACAUGCAUGAGGCAUAUGAUACUGGACUUGACAGAUUCCUGUCACAUUUGGAUGAAGAGCAGAGUGUGCAAGAGGUUCCAACAGGCAUGUCCGCACUAUUAAAUGAUGUUGGAGCCAAUGAAGUACCGCUCCUUACGCCAGUCAGCAAGGCUGUUAUGAGCCAGGCACUCAAGGAGAGCUUCAGUGGUUUUGUCAAGGAGAGGCGACGUCUUGGUAUCCCAAAAGACCCUCACAUUUGGACUGAACAGCAUGUUAAUCAAUGGUUACACUGGGCCGUGAAUGAAUUCAGUCUGCAAAAUGUCAACUUCCAAAAAUUCUACAUGAUGGGUCAAGUUCUUUGUGAUCUUGGGAAAGAAUGUUUCCUGGAGCUGGCACCUGACUUCAUUGGAGACAUCCUCUGGGAACACUUGGAUCAACUAAUGAAAGGUUCCCAGGAAUCAUCUCAGCUGAACUAUCCAGGGAACUCUGCUCUUAUCAGUGGAAGCUCAAACUGGGUGGAUAAUAAUUCAUUUGAAUUCAACUCGAGUCAACCUCCGUGUGGGAGUCAUGUCUCUGACUUUACUGGAAGUUUCCUCUCUGAGUUGUGUCAGAUUUCGUCAGAUUUGAAUAACCAGGAUUUUCUUGGCUUGAACCGCGACCUCUCGAUCCUUGAGAUGGGUUAUUAUUCCAUGCAGCAAAAGCAAAUGAGCGGCAGCAAUCUGCACGUGGCUGCAACUGGCACUGUUGAGACCAUAAACCAAGGUUCUCUUGAAAGUAUGGACAGCUUCGAUGGUGCGGACCCCCUGUUGAAAUCUUGGAACAGUCAGUCGUCUUUAUGCGAUGUGCAGCGUGUUCCUUCUCAAGACAGUUUUGAAGAUGAUUGCGCCCAUUCCUUGUGUCCAAGCAAACCCAAUAUCUCGUUCAAAGAUUACAUCGAAGAGAGGAAAGACCCAUUGGAACAAGGAAAACCUGUCAUCCCUGCUGCCGUGCUUGCUGGAUUCACAGGAAGCGGACCCAUUCAACUUUGGCAGUUCCUCUUGGAAUUACUGACUGAUAAAUCCUGCCAGACAUUUAUCAGCUGGACGGGGGAUGGUUGGGAGUUUAAACUGACCGACCCAGAUGAAGUAGCUCGUCGGUGGGGCAAGCGGAAGAACAAGCCCAAAAUGAACUAUGAAAAGUUGAGCCGGGGGCUGCGUUAUUACUAUGACAAAAACAUCAUCCACAAGACGUCGGGCAAGAGAUAUGUCUACCGCUUCGUCUGUGACCUCCACAACCUUCUGGGAUACACGGCAGAGGAUCUUCAUGCAAUACUUGGAGUGCAACCAGACACUGAGGAUUGAUGCGUUUACUGUCGCUGCGUGGUUACAACUGCUAGCGGUGUGAAUGUUACUGGUGUGCGGUCAACCCUCUGAGCUGGUCUGGUGCAGUGGGGACGCAGUGGUUACACAAUGCGGAACGUUGCCACAGAGGCACCUUGCUUUUCCAAAGAUACAACUGGUGACAAAACCUUUUUCCCCUGUGCUCUUACCUUUUGUAGAGUUGUGCAGUAUUAACCAGUUAUAUCAUCAGUUUAGCUUAGCAAUGUGGUCAUUUUUAAAAAUAUCCUUCUGAUCUGAGAAUUGCCAAAUUGUAAAACGAGCUUUUAAUUGAAAGAGCUCAACUUAAAAGCCAUCUAGCAACAACUUGUUUAACAUGGCGUGGGUAAGUUUGUUAUUAUAGUUUCAGACCAAAGACGUUGCCAUAGUGGGAGGCUUUUAUUUGCAUGCACAGCACACUCUGAAGAGCAUAAUCCUGCCCUUCUGUGAUAUCUUGUCACCUGUGGCCAACUAAUAAUUCUGCACAUGAUACUGAUCAGAUUCCUAUGUCAAAAAUUAACUUGAUAUAGAUACGAGUGGCUAGAUUUACAUUUUGUGUCCGCAAAAAUGUAGGGGGUUUGCAGACGACAACGAAUUCUCAUUUGUGUUUAUUACUUUGCUAAAUCAAACGAUUGCUCAAGGUCAACUUCUGCUAAACAAAAUGUGGCAGUAUUAAACUGUGGCCUAGCAACUAUCAGUAAAUAUUUUAACAACAUUUUACAUGAGAUCGCCCAUGUUUUUUCGUUAUUUGUAGCAAUGGUCACUGCUUGUAAAUCCCAAAAUGUUUCCAUCUUUUUUUUAAAUUCCACCUAUUGCUCCAAAUGGUGGUGUUCCUCCAACAUGUCCACUUUACCAGGUAUGUGAAAGGUAUCAUUUUAAAAAUCAAAGUGUAAAUAUUGCAACACAACCGUACAAGUCUCUGGCAGCUGCUUCCUAUCACAGGUCUUUGCUGCCAAGGUUGGGUCAUUGUGAAAGUCAACAAACGCAUGCUUUUCAGAACGCAAUAAGGAGACGGCAGCCUCUUCAGUGUGGCAUUCAGCGGAAGUAUAUUGUCAGAGACGCUUUUUUAAAUUUUUCUUGAGUUUCUGUAAAUAUUUCAUAACUAUGGCUUAAUAGUAGGGAUGCAACACAAAUAUUUUUGAUACCUCUCCGCACUUUCAAUGUAGUAGCUACCCAUUGAUUCCGUGGUUAUUCAAUGGAAAAAUUAAAUAAAACUUGUGCAUGACUGGGUCAUGGAUUGCAAGCUGGUUCCAGGAGAUAGAUGCUCAUUUAAUGGAACCGAUCUUUAAUUAUCAAAGUGAUUAAAAUGAAUGUAAAAGUUUUUUUUUCUUUAGAUGUUAUCCCCUGUAAUACCUCAAACCUGUUUUCAGAAAGAGCCUCAAUGCAGACUUUAAAUAGUCCAACCUGAACGUACCAGUUAGCUACUGAAAUGCUUUCAUUCUAGACCCAAACUUUCUGCAUGCUAGCUCACUUUAGGACAGGAUAGAAGGGGACUAAUUUUUACACAUAAAUUAUAACCCACCUCUGGGCUGAUGUUGCAGCUGGUUAUCUGCACUGAAUCUUAAAAUUGUUUUAAAUUGAAUGAGUGAAGAAAGUCUUUUGAUACCAUAAGGUUUUCUGAAUGCAAAACAAUGUAUAGUUUUUUUUUUGUAUAGUGAUGAGAAUUUGAACAUUAAAUAUCAAUUGUUUGUAUAAAUGGUUGUGGUUUUGAUAUAUUUUUGAAAUAAAUCCAUUUCCUGAAAUAA
Molecule: messenger RNA, 3364 nt
Organism: Leucoraja erinaceus (little skate)
Lineage: Eukaryota; Metazoa; Chordata; Chondrichthyes; Rajiformes; Rajidae
Gene: ets2
Product: v-ets avian erythroblastosis virus E26 oncogene homolog 2
Exons: 10
Coding region: 165-1604 (479 amino acids)
Biological process (GO): cell differentiation; regulation of transcription by RNA polymerase II
Cellular component (GO): nucleus
Molecular function (GO): sequence-specific DNA binding; DNA-binding transcription factor activity, RNA polymerase II-specific
Source: RefSeq, a predicted model, not a curated record